Messenger RNA from Pieris rapae (cabbage white), 683 nucleotides. RefSeq lists its product as uncharacterized. NCBI's taxonomy places the organism in Eukaryota, Metazoa, Arthropoda, Insecta, Lepidoptera, Pieridae. The record is from RefSeq and is a predicted model, not a curated record. The transcript has 6 exons. Bases 3 to 683 code for a protein of 226 amino acids.
UCAUGCUGGUACUGGUCCAGGGUAGCGUGGACAUACGGAAAACAGGCUGGCUAGACCGAUUGGUGGAAUAUCAUAGACAUAACUUUAUCCAAGAUUUACAGAAAAUUCCAGAUGUCCAGCUAAAGGCCAAAGUCACCAACGCCCCACCUGGCUACUUAGAUUCUGAGGAUUGGGAUUAUUCAUCCGUUCUGCGUCUGCUAUCGCUCAUCAGACAAAGCGAAGGGCUGGGUCCCGUGAGACGUGUGUUACGACAUGCUUUGCAGGCUACACGACGAAUGAGCAUUAAGGAGAGUUUGAAGUUGUUUCCCAGUUUGCACAAGGAAAUACCAAACGAUUUGUAUUACGACAUUGAAGAAACAGUAGAAUAUUACGAUGUGAAAACACCAAAAUAUAACGAAAAUAAAACAUUGGAAAAUGCAAUAAUUGUUGUAAGCAAUCCAGUGGAAGCCAGGUUGCCAAGCGCUAUGAUAAGUGUUAAUUUACUCAAAGAAAUCCUAGAAAACCGAGCAAAAGCAGCAAGAUACAUGCCUAAAACAAAAAUGACAUUCAUAUGGAAAGCGAAAAACAAUACAAGGCUAUCUUCUAGCGCACCUCAGGAAGCCACUACUCUGGGAGAAAGCGUGACCGAGAUCCCUGGAUCGAGCAAUUCGUCUGUUGAUAACACUAUAGCAACACCAGAGUAG